Messenger RNA from Cooperia oncophora, 522 nucleotides. The record is from the annotation of a GenBank genome assembly. Lineage: Eukaryota; Metazoa; Nematoda; Chromadorea; Rhabditida; Trichostrongylidae.
AUGCUACUGCUGAGCGGUCUGCUUGCUCCCGUUGCGAACUUUUUCGCCAAGACGUGGUUUUAUGUGGCAUCUCCUCUUCUGUUUUCCCUAGUGGCUACAUUCCUAGACUUCAAAAAGAUUUCUGUAAAAGCUCUGUACGUGGGAUCAGUGCUUGUGGUUGCUGGCGCACUAGCUCGACUAGCCAGCGGUUUCGCUAUCGUAGCUUGUUCUCCUCUGAAUCUUGGUGAACAAUUCAUAGUUGUAUGGUCACUUUUUCCGAAAGGAACAGUCCAGGCUGCACUUGGACCAAAUCUUUUCACACUGGCUGAGAAGUACCCUCAAUUCAAAGAAGAAGCAUCAUUCGUGGUAAUCAGCUGCAUUGUUGCGGUGCUAAUAACAGCUCCCAUAGGAUCCUUCGUUCUUGAAGUAUUUGCUCCUAUCCUCAUCAAAAAGAAAGUCAUGAGUCAGGUUUCUCCCAAUGGGACGGACCACGCGAAAACGAUAGACACGAUUGAACUAGGAAACAAUGUAGUUAGGCAAUGA